Cottoperca gobio is the source of this 1454-nucleotide messenger RNA. It is a transcript of the gene serpinf2b, whose product is annotated as serpin peptidase inhibitor, clade F (alpha-2 antiplasmin, pigment epithelium derived factor), member 2b. Lineage: Eukaryota; Metazoa; Chordata; Actinopteri; Perciformes; Bovichtidae. Gene Ontology annotation, molecular function: serine-type endopeptidase inhibitor activity. Bases 12 to 1454 code for a protein of 480 amino acids. The transcript is spliced from 8 exons. Gene Ontology annotation, biological process: negative regulation of endopeptidase activity. The record is from RefSeq and is a predicted model, not a curated record.
AUUGUAAGGAAAUGGACCUUCGUCUGACACUCCUGUUGAUCGGUCUCUGCAGCCAAGGACUCACUAAUGCUGAGGUGGCAGACUCAAUCCCUUUGAUGCCUCUCAUUCCUUUGAUUCCCAGCAUCCCCAUAGAGACAGUAGAAAAUGGAAGUACAGCACAACCUGGAAACGCACCGACCACAGAAUCACCUGUAAAUACGGAAACUAUAACUAGUAAGCCCAACGGGAGUUCAUCAGAGGAAGGAAAAGAUGAAGAUUGUCUGUCUAUCGGGCGAAGGCCACAGUCCAGGGAGACCAUCGCCGCAGCCAUUCAGAAACUGGGUGUGCAGCUGCUGCAGAACCUGGAGACAACGCCAGAGCAGCCAAAUGUCAUCAUAUCUCCUUUGAGCAUAUCAUUAGCGCUCUCCCAACUGGCUUUAGGCUCAGUAAAUGAGACCGAGGAGCUGCUGAUGCGCCAUCUCCACAAAAACACUCUCCCCUGCUACCACCAGUCUCUGCAUAAUGUCUUGGCGCAGCUCAGAGACAAUGACCUGCAAAUUGCUACACGUAUCUUCCUCCGCCAAGGGUUUGAGCCAAAGCAAGACUUUGUGGAUGAAUCCCUGCGAUUAUAUGACUCAGAACCAGCAGUGUUGGAGAGCCUGCAGCAGAUAAACGACUGGGUAGAGAACGCAACAAACGGAAAAAUGACUGAUUUCCUGUCUGCUUUACCACCCAAUCUGCUCCUCAUGCUCAUAAAUGCUGUCCAUUUCAAAGGAGAGUGGAAAUCUCGUUUUGACCCGCGCUUUACUUCUAGAGGUGUGUUCUACCUUGACGAUAAGCGCAUGGUUGAUGUUGAAGUGAUGGAAGAUGCCAAACAUCCGUUGAGUUUAUUUAAUGAUAUUGAACUGGAGGCUCAGGUAGCGAGUUUCCCUUUCCAGAAGUUAAUGAGCUUGUUGGUGGUCAUGCCUAUGUCUGGCCAGGUGAAUGUGUCUUCACUUUCCGCAAAGCUGAAUAUCUCUGACCUGUAUCAUCGUCUGCCCAAGGAGAGGGCCGUUCAAGUUAAAGUCCCCAAAUUCAAACUGGAGUAUGCUCAAGACCUAAAGGAUGUUUUUACUGAAUUGGGGCUCGGAGAGAUGUUUUCCAGACCCAACUUGGCUGGAAUGGCAGACGGCCCCCUGCUGGUCUCCAGUGUGAUGCAUAAGUCCAGCAUGGAGAUAAACGAGGAGGGUGCAGAGGCUGCUGCAGCCACCACGGUGGUCAUCUCACGAGCAUCUAACCCUGUUUUCCACCUCAGCCAACCUUUCUUCUUUGCCCUUAUAGAUGAUAUGACUGAAGUGCCAAUUUUCAUGGGUGUCAUUAACAACCCAAAUCCUGGAGCUCCUAUUUUGCAUCGAGGAGCUAUUGGAAGCAAGGAUAAAGUGGGAUUCCCAAUUGAUAAGAAUCAAGUUGGCUCAUUUAAAGUCCCACCUAAGUAG